Molecule: messenger RNA, 1230 nt
Organism: Dioszegia hungarica
Lineage: Eukaryota; Fungi; Basidiomycota; Tremellomycetes; Tremellales; Bulleribasidiaceae
Exons: 4
Coding region: 1-1230 (409 amino acids)
Source: RefSeq, a predicted model, not a curated record
AUGUCCGCCUAUCGAUCGGACACCGGCCGCAGGGUGUCAGAUUGGCCAGGAGAGAGCUGGAAUUGGGCGACUCAUCAGAAGGGCCGAGGGCACACUGUUUCGGCUGGCGAGCCUCAUCCCCUCACCGACUACCACGGGCCCCGCUCCCGUCAUUUUGAUCCCUGGCUUCUCGAAGCUACCAAUCACAGCGACAGUGGCCAUGGUCAAGGGAGGCUGCCAUGGAUAAGCCCUCAAUGGCCUCCGAUCGCUGACUCGCUAUCAGAAACUUGCCGCACCCGCGCAGCGAUGCCUGAAGACACACAAACUCAAUCAAAGCCAGCUUCCCUUCUCUUCGCUCACGCGCAACCUGAAGCCCAGCGCAAGGCAUUGGGUCCUGCGGCGCAGGGAGUGAUCGCCAGGCGCAGCCCGACUGCAGAUGAGCAAACUCGACCCGCCUCGAUUUCUGAGUUUGAUUUUGACCCUGAAGAUCUCGAUUGGGACGGCGACAUGAGCAUCGACGGUGAAAGCGAGGAACUCUACCAAGGCGAGAAUGUCUCUGGUAGCGACGUUCACGAAGGACCCGCCACUCAGCCCGAGCUUGCGGCUGCCUCGACACUCUCACCGAAUCUUAACUUGUGGCUACCGAUGAAGAAGGUUAGACUCAAGGUCAAACAGCUACUGAUCACGCUCCUGGAUCGAGGUAUCCUCCGCACGUCCCGGACGAAGGCGAUGCACAUACCAAAGUGGUACCUGGACGAGUUGAUCGAGAAGACAGGUAGGACGGACCCGUACGACGGAAGCUACAGGGGAUAUGUGAUACACCAGGUGCCCAGACAGAGUGCCACCGAAGCGAAGAGAACGUAUGCUUUUCUGGACCCGGCAAGUGCGAGCAAGUCUCGGAUGCCCCUGCGGGCCCUGAUCACGAGGGAGAAGACCAAACAUAGUCAUAUUGGCGUACUCUGGAUUAUGCAAGUUCAGCGAUGGCCGCUGGAUCCUCCUCACUCCCUGACCCGCCUCGGAUCUCAAGGCUUACGGGAGCCACAGUGCUGUCUUUUACGGAAAGGUCGUGACGCGCGCUAUGCCGCUGAGAUGGCUGAGGGCGCUACUCAAGCGGACGGACGAGGAGACCGCGGAUCGACAAGCUGGGGAGGUGCGGAACGGCGCCGGUCAGCUGGUCAUUCACAAUACUGCUCCGAUCGGGGAGCCGAUGGCGCCUACUCUGCUCGAUUGCAGGGAGAAGAUGGGUCCUGA